UUUCUUUUUUCUUUCAUUUAUUAUCAUUAUCAUUAUCAUUAUCACUAUCAUAAUGGCUUCUUUACAUUCAAAAGUAUCAUUUGAUUACGAUCAAAACACAAUUACUACAUCUAUGACAAGAGAAGAUUUGAUGGUGUUGGCUCAAAAUGAAUAUGCACGACAAUUAUGUAAAUUUACAGAAGCACAGUUAAAGAAGAAGGUACCUUGUUACACUGAAAAACGCAAGAUGGGCAUGGACACAAUUUCAGCUCUUAAGGCAAUACAACAACAACAAUCAUAAUUUCAUAUUUUCUUUGCUCUUUAUUUUAUUUUUUUUGUACAUAGUUUGAUGCAUCCCAUUUUUUAUACACACAUACAUUAUUACAUUUCAUCUAUUUUAGUUUAAUAAUAAAAAAAAUAGACUAAAUUUACGUUUCACAGACACACAUAUACACACUCUCACACAGUGUUCAUUUUAAAUGGAAUAUUAACUC
Molecule: messenger RNA, 473 nt
Organism: Gilbertella persicaria
Lineage: Eukaryota; Fungi; Mucoromycota; Mucoromycetes; Mucorales; Choanephoraceae
Exons: 1
Coding region: 53-280 (75 amino acids)
Source: RefSeq, a predicted model, not a curated record